Molecule: messenger RNA, 5048 nt
Organism: Alligator mississippiensis (American alligator)
Lineage: Eukaryota; Metazoa; Chordata; Crocodylia; Alligatoridae
Gene: PLEKHG3
Product: pleckstrin homology and RhoGEF domain containing G3
Molecular function (GO): guanyl-nucleotide exchange factor activity
Source: RefSeq, a predicted model, not a curated record
CCGGCUCACGUUAAUCAUUAGCCUCCAGCGAGCCGGCCCUCAGCCCCGAGUCUCCACCUCCCCCGGGCCCGCCCAGCCCGGCCCAGCGCCCCACGCCCCACUUCCUGCCGGCGCUGAUCUGCGCGUCGGGGCUGCUGGCAUCGCCGCUCCCGGCUCGUGCUGCUGAGGUGAAAGAGGUGCACUUGCUGCUGAAGAGACAACAGCUUUUUGAAUUCGUCCAGUGCCCCUUCUGUGACAACAUUGGCAGAUAUGACAGGAUGCCUGUCCCUGCUUCUGCAGGGUUGCAUGCCUUGGAGUACCUGGUGAACCUGAUAUCUCAUGCCAGCCACGCCAUGGAGGGAAAGGAAGAGAGGCGCCGGGGACCAACUUGGGAUAGGUGUGCUCUGCGGGUCAGCCAUCUGCACAACAGUAACAAUAAUGCAUCUCCAAGGGGCUGGCUGGGCCAGAAAGGCUCCCACUCCCUCUCACCCUAUGGCUCCAAGGCCUCCACUGCUGGCCGCCGUGAGCUGAGCUACGUGGAGCGUGUGGUGCUGGAGAUUGUGGAGUCAGAGCGCAUGUAUGUGCAGGACCUGCGCAGCAUUGUGGAGGGCUACCUGGGCAAGAUCAUUGAUGUGCGGGAGGAGCUGCUACAGCCAGACCAGGUCAGCGCACUCUUUGGGAACAUCGAGGACAUCUAUGAGCUGAGCAGUGAGCUGCUGCACGACUUAGAGAGCUGUGACAACAACCCUGUAGCUGUGGCCAGGUGCUUCGUAGACAGGAGCCAGGAUUUUGACAUCUACACGCAGUACUGCAACAACUACCCUAACUCAGUGGCGGCACUGACUGAAUGCAUGCAGAACAAGCAACAGGUCAGGUUCUUCCGUGAGUGCCAGGAGCAGAUGCAGCAUGCCUUGCCCUUGGGAGCCUACCUGCUCAAGCCUGUCCAGAGGAUUCUCAAGUACCACCUGCUGCUCCAGGAGAUUGCAAAGCACUUUGACUUGGCAGAGUCGGGCUACGAGGUGGUGGAGGAGGCUAUUGACACCAUGACCUGCGUGGCCUGGUACAUCAAUGACAUGAAACGCAAGCAUGAACACGCCGUGCGCCUGCAGGAGAUCCAGUCUCUGCUGCUGAACUGGAAGGGGCCAGAUCUGACCACGUAUGGGGAGCUGGUGCUGGAGGGCACCUUCCGCGUUCAGCGGGUGCGCAACGAGCGUACCUUCUUCCUUUUUGACAAGACCCUGCUCAUCACCAAGAAGCGUGGGGACCACUUCAUCUACAAGAGCCACAUCCCGUGUUCCUCCUUGAUGCUGAUUGAGAGCACCCGAGACUCGCUGUGUUUCAGUGUCACUCACUAUAAGCACAGCAAGCAGCAGUACAGCCUUCAGGCCAGGAGCGUGGAGGAGAAGCGGGUGUGGACCCACCACAUCAAGAGGCUCAUCCUGGAGAAUCAUCAUGCCAUAAUUCCCCAGAAGGCCAAGGAAGCCAUCUUGGAAAUGGACUCUUACUACCCACCUCGCUACAGGUGCAGCCCAGAGGGGCUGAAGAAAACCAGGUCAAACCAGCCCAUGGAUGAGGUACCAGUGCACAUGCGGCACCUGGCAGGUCGUCGCCAGUCAGAACCUUUCCACUACUGCUCCCGUGCUGAGAAGCUCCCCCAGUACAACGGACCGCAGGGCUGCUUGGUGCCCGGGCGCACUGGCCGCAGGAAGUCUGAGCCAUCCAAACAGAUUCUCAAGCAACUCGGUGCUGAAGGCAGGGGCCAUUGCCCACCCAAUAUGUUGUCCCCCUCCACAGCGGCUCCUGCUGACAUCCAUAGGGAGCAAGGUGUUCCAGGAGCCAGGCGACUGCAGGGCUGGCAGCCCUUCCUUGGUAACAAUAGGGGGCAGCGGACAAGAAGGCAGUGGGAAAGGGCUCUUUGGAGGAGGGGAUGGGGCUUGCCUCCUUUGUCCUGGAACUAUCUUUCAUGCCCAGCAAUCCUUUUGCUAAUGGCUUGUCUCCUCUCUUCCAUGUGCUGGGGAUGCACAGAAGGACUGAAGCAUACAGACAGUGAUGGAGACUUCCUGGACACUGGGGAGCCCUUGCAGCCCCCCAGCAGCCUACAGCAACAGGCUGAGCCUGAGGGGGAUGCAGAGGAGACAGAGGAAGAGGCCUCUGGGAAGGAGGAGGAGCAGGCUGUUGGGAAGAACUCCCUGGAGGAGCUGACAGGGAGUGACAGCAGCGAGAAGGAAACGGGGCCUGAGGAGGAGGAGGGCCCAGUGGGAGAGGAGCAGGGCAAGGGACACUGUAUGCCAGCAGGACCCAAGGGUUGCAAGAGGACUGCCAGCCAGUCUCCCAGGAGCUGUGAGAAGCACCACAGCAUGGAGAGGGUAUUGGAUGACCCAGAGGCUGCCACCGACAUGGAGCAUGAAGAAGCUCAGGAGGUGUCACUUACUCAGGAAGAGUGCCUGGCUCAGACCUGCUCAGACCUGGAGUCAGCUCACACCCCAGAGCUGGUUCUGCCAGCCCAGCACAAAGAAGGGGAAAGGGACCAGCACCCUGACAAUUCAGACCCUGCCACUUCAGAGAAUGCAGAGGAGCUCAAAACCCUUAGUAGUGAGGAGGAGGAUGAUAAUGAAGAUGCAGCCCUGCAUCCCCCAAGGAGCAUCCUCCCACCCUCUGUGCUGGACCAGGCCAGCAUCAUUGCUGAGAGAUUUGUCAGCAGUUUCUCCCGGCGUAGCAGCCUGGCACUGGAUGAGGGCAGGGCAUCUGCAGGCAUCCCCACACCCCGGCUGGCUAGCCGCAGCAGCAGCAUGCUGAGUCUUGAGGGCAGUGAGAAGGGGCAACGGUGUGGCAGCAGCAGUGAUACCCAGAGCUGCUUCCUGCCUCUGGAGAUGGCAGCAGAGGGCCAGCAGCUGCACAGUGCUGCCCGCAGCAGGGCUGCCUCACCCAGCCUUCAGGAGCCUGAACGAGCCUCUUGCCGCAGGAAAGAAUCCAUGCUUUCCAAGCAGGACCGGCUCCUGCUGGAUAAGAUCAAGAGCUACUAUGACCAGGCCGAGCACCAGGAUGCCAGCUUCAGCAUUAAGCGCCGUGAGAGCCUGUCCUACAUCCCCAAGGGGCUGGUCAAAAACUCUGUCUUCCGCAUCGACAGCCUGCCAUGGGCAGCAGCCAGCCAGGAUACUGCUAAUGCUGCCCAUGGGAGACUGGGCAGCAGCAUGGCUGAUGGCACCAGCAGCAGGACAGCUGCCUGGGUGCUCUCUGGCCUCCCUGCAGCUCCCCUUGGCCAGCCUGAGGCAGGUGGCCCAGCCCCCAUCACUGAUGAGGAGUUCAGGCCACCCUCAGAGAUGAUCAAGGUCUGGGAGGGGAUGGAUAAGCAGAAAGGCAAGUCUUGGAAGGAGCAGUUGGCAGUGGGUAGGGCUGGCACCGCCACUGGCAGCACCUCAGAUGGCACUGAGCAACCCAUGGGUAGGAGCCAGGAAAAUGGCCUGGCCACACGUGAGCCUCUCCUCAUCCUGGAGGACGAUGACCUGAGUGCUAUCACAGAGGAGUCCACUGUGCCUUCACCUGAGAGCAAGUCUCCCACAGAGAGGGCAAUGCCCCCCAGGCUGGUUUGCCACAUGAAGAGGCUGGCACAGGAGCUGGGCACCAGUGAUCUGGGCCAGCCCCCCCUGCUGCACCCGCGCAUCCUGCAGCUCUCACCUGCUGGGGAGGUUGAGCUGUGCGAGCGUACCAAGACUCGGGUGUACCAGCUGGCACGCCAGUACAGCUUGCGGAUCAAGAGGCACAAGCCAGUCCUGCAGAGACAUCUCACUGAGCUGGAAGAGGACACAAGGAGCAGUGUGCCCAUCCUGCUUCACCACACACAACCAGAGGCAGAGGAGGAGGAAACAGGUUCCCAGGGCAAGCAGAAGCCAGCGCUAUCCCUCACCUACGAGCAGGAGGUGAUCCCGGAGCAGAGCCCACUGACCCCACAUUCCACUUCGUCCUCACCCCGGCGUCCCUCUUCCACCAGUUCCUAUCCAGUCUCCCCAACCAGUUUGGCCUCCCACAGUCCACUUAGCCCCAUUCUGGCUGAGAAGUUCAGCUGGCCUGACGUCCGAGAGCUGCGCUCCAAGUACUCCCUUGGAAAGUCCAGUGAGGCAGGCUUUGGCCCACGUAGGCCUCCCCCAGUGAACAGGAGCCGCUCAGCACCAGAGAAGAUGGCAGAGGGGCCACCAGGAGCCCUCUCAGGGAAGGCAGGCCGGAGCGGGCGGGCAACGGAGAAAUCGUGGCUGGCAGCUGAGCGGAGCCGGAGUGCUGAGCAGGGCCCGGAGCCCAGCACUGGGAGCCGGCAGCACCAGCGGCAACACAGUGAUGGGGCACUGUAUGUUGCUGCAGAGACCUGCCUGGACAACCAGCAACGUGUGAUUGUGCUGGAGAAGGUGCCACCUGAAGCUGAAAGCUAUGUGCAGAUCCGUUCACCCACCACCCGAGAGAAGCUUUCCCUCAAGGCUGUGGCGGAGCGCUGCAAGGUCUACCAGGAUUUGGAUGGCUGCCCCCAGCAAGAGUGGGAGGAUGAAGAGGGCCAGCCCCAGAGGCCCAUGGUCUGGGACAAGCCAGAUGUUGGUCACCAGGGCCUGGUGAGGAACCUGCGGGAAAAAUUCCAGACCCUGAACUCCACUUGCUGAGUGGGAGCUUGAGACAGGGCCUGGAUGGGGCCUAUGUCUGAGCUGGGGGAGACUAGCACCUCUUGUAUAUAAGAACAUCUUCCUCUUUUCCCCACUCCCUCCAGCCACUACUGGCUUUGCCUGUGUCACUGCAAGCAGAGCCCAUACUGGCCUGUGGCUUUGUGGGCUUUGGUGGAUACUACAUUUAAGGGCAGAUCCUGGGGUAAGGCUGCAUGGAGGGCCAUGACUGUGGCUCAGGUCCACACAGCAUUGUUUUGCACACUGGCACAGACAAAGCAGCAUGGAGCAAGGCCAGCCCUCUGUGCCUACUGGGAGUACAGCAUUUGGCAACAGUAGCCUGACUGCCACCCAGCCUACAGGAGGCCUGUAUAUACUAGAAGGCAGGUGUGCACAAACUUCUGUGCAAUAACAGUUGCUGUCGGAGAA